Messenger RNA from Heterotrigona itama, 1658 nucleotides. NCBI's taxonomy places the organism in Eukaryota, Metazoa, Arthropoda, Insecta, Hymenoptera, Apidae. The record is from the annotation of a GenBank genome assembly.
CUCUCUCUCUCUCUUUGUCUCUCCCUUCUCUUUGCGCACAACGUUUUUCUCUAACGUCACGAUCCGCCUUCUUUCUCUCCUCGCUUUCUCCCAGUUUCGUACGCACUCUCCGUCUCCGUAUUUUCCUGCUCAUUUCCCAUGACUCGUGCCAUUCUACACGACCGACGAGUCGACGCGACAGGAGCGAAUGUUCGAGGCUGAAUUUUCCCCUCCCCGAAGGAAAAACCGUGAACGCGGCAAUGUUGGAUUUUUUGCUACGGACUUGAUCCAGAGCCGUGCAUCGACCACCUUCGUGCCGAGGUCGUGCGUGACAGCGGCGAGGAGUAACGGUAACGAGGGACGUCGACAUCUCGGAAUUUCGUCGGCAGCGACGAAACGACGGGCGACGGACGAGGCAAUGAUCGCGCAGACGAGGAGAUUGCGUCAAUGUCAACGAAGUCGUCUGUCCUAAAGUAUUCGUCGAGGAAACGAAGUGCCAAAGAAAACUGUGGAGAACUACUAGCCGUAAGAGAAAGGUGGAAACCCGCGGGACAAAGAGGCCGACCGACGACGAGGGAAGAGGGAGGAAGAGGAGACUCGGGUGAGGAUCGAAAAGAAGAAAGGGCGAGAGGGUGGAGGUGGAGGGGGGAGGGGGGAAGAAUGAGAAACAAGGCCCCGCGAGAGAAAGAAGGAUCGCGAAGGUAGGCGGAAGACGUGGGAUCGGGCUGGAUCCGGGUCGAUCGGUGGUGGUGAUGGUCUCGGGGUGGUGCCCGUGCGUGCCGAUCGGCCGCCGGGAAUCACCGGCCCAGCAGCAGUCGGCAGCCUCCUCGUCGAGGAGCUUCGGAACCGACGGUGCGCCGUUCACCGUCAGCGCGGCCACCGAUCGCGCAGAGAUGGUCCAGAUGUUUUAUUACGAGAACCGCGGCAAAUGCUGCAAGAAGCUUCUCCGAUACAACGGAUACCCGAACAAGGUGCUUCUGUUUCCGGAGGAAGGCUGGGCGAGAAGCGCGAGCAGUUCCUACUGGACUUUGACGCCGUUCUGGUGGAGUCGAAGUCGAUGCAAGGUAGUCGAAGUUGCUGGAACCAGGAGUUGUACCUGACGUCGAACGUGUCGUCCAGCGACUUCAACAUGGGUUACAGCAUGACCGGCACGCUGGAGCGCGGCUGCAAGAAGACCAACACCUUUCAGAUGACUCACUUCGCGGUGAUUCGUCGACGAGACUACGAAAAGGCCUACGAGGACUCGAAUCCCACCUAGUGCCCGUCCACACCCACGCUGUCCGAGUGUGGGAACUGCGAACACUACGCGUAAAAGGAAAGGAAAGGAAAGGGAUGUUGACGAAAUCACGCGCACACCGAUUCCCUUCUGAUUUAUUUUCAAAUCCGGGACGAAAAGGGUUCCUCGGGGGAGGAAGAAAGGAAGGAAGGGUCUCUCGCGGAUCGGUCCGCUCGAUCCGCUCGAAAUUCGCGAAGAAAAUAGAAGAAAGGAGAAAGCGAGCGAUCGAAUUCGCGAAUACGAGAACGAAAUCAAAGAGAAACCGAAAAGGCGAUCAGGUAGAAGCCAACACACGUCCAAUGGUAGUGUUUAAAUUUUAGGUCGGGAAGUUAAGUAGUUUUUAACGAAACAGUAGUGGCGGGGAAAACGAUGUACGGAGUAAAAAAAGAAAAAAAGAAAAAAA